GAGACCCACUGCUCUCGGUUACUUGGCAGUGACUUCGUGCUCUCUCCUUUUCUCUCUCUGAAAAAGCGGUACCGGCGGCUACCGGAGAUCGGAUACUCGCCGGAGACAGAAUCGGAACUGUACGGAUUCGGCGAAUCCUCGCGACCACAGAGGACGAAGAAAGACGAUGAAGGUUUUUGUCAAGACUUUGAAAGGCACCAACUUCGAGAUCGAAGUGGAACCCCAGCAGUUGGUUGCGGAUGUCAAGCAAAUUAUAGAGACGGCACAGGGUGCAGAUGUGUACCCUGCCUCAAAACAGAUGCUUAUUCACCAGGGGAAAGUUCUUAAGGACGCCACGACUCUAGAAGAAAAUCAAGUUGCUGAAAACAGCUUUAUUGUGAUAAUGUUGAGCAAGGCUUCACCAAGUGGAAGCUCCAGUACGCAAGGUGCCCCCAAAAGUCAGGCUCAACCUGCUAGUACUCCUAGCACGACAACAACACCAGCAGCAGCUCCGGCUCCAGCUCCAGCACCUGCCCCAAUUGUGGCACAGUCACAACCUGUCGUUGAAACUGCUGCUGUUGUAGCUCCCACUGAUUCUUCAGUAACUGAUGUGUAUGGGCAAGCUGCAUCAAAUCUUGUUGCAGGAAAUAAUUUAGAAGUUAUCGUUCAACAGAUUCUAGAUAUGGGUGGAGGAAGUUGGGAUAGGGAUACCGUUCUUCGUGCUUUACGUGCUGCAUUUAACAACCCUGAAAGGGCUGUUGAAUAUCUUUAUUCCGGAAUUCCCGAACAAGCUGAAGUACCUCCAGCUGCCCAAGUUCCUGUUGGUGAACAGGCAGUAAAUCCUCCAGCAAUAAAUCCUCCCGCCCAGGCUCCACAAGCAGCAGCGCCUACUGGUGGGCCAAAUGCAAACCCGCUGGAUCUGUUUCCACAGGGCCUUCCUAGUGUUGGUGCAAAUGCCGGGGCAGGUAAUUUGGAUUUUCUGCGAAACAGUCCACAGUUUCAAGCUUUGAGAACUAUGGUGCAAGCAAACCCUCAAAUUCUGCAGCCUAUGCUCCUUGAGUUGGGGAAGCAAAAUCCACAUCUAAUGCAGCUCAUUCAAGCCCAUCAAGCUGACUUCUUACGCUUGAUAAAUGAGCCUGUUGAGGGGGGUGGCGAAGGGAACCUUUUGGGUCAAUUGGGUUCAGCGGCAAUGCCACAGGCUGUGACUGUCACCCCAGAGGAGCGAGAGGCCAUUGAACGUCUUGAAGCUAUGGGUUUUGAUCGGGCCCUAGUAUUGGAGGUAUACUUUGCAUGCAAUAAGAAUGAGGAGCUGGCGGCGAACUAUCUUUUGGAUCACAUGCAUGAAUUUGAGGAAUGAUGACCUGAAUUGGGGGUUUUUCUUUGGUAUUUUAAUUUCGUGUCUGAACUCUUUGCCAUGUGGGUUAAAUUUAAUAGGGUGUCUUAAUACUCUACUGUCAUGCAACUCUCCAGACCGUGUCAAUCCCAUUUUAUGUUUUGGAUGGCAUAAGUUCUCUGUUUCAAA
Messenger RNA from Rosa rugosa (rugosa rose), 1501 nucleotides. Its product is annotated as ubiquitin receptor RAD23d-like. The transcript is spliced from 12 exons. Gene Ontology annotation, biological process: nucleotide-excision repair; proteasome-mediated ubiquitin-dependent protein catabolic process. Gene Ontology annotation, cellular component: cytosol; nucleoplasm. The record is from RefSeq and is a predicted model, not a curated record. Lineage: Eukaryota; Viridiplantae; Streptophyta; Magnoliopsida; Rosales; Rosaceae. The coding region runs from base 167 to 1336 and encodes 389 amino acids. Gene Ontology annotation, molecular function: damaged DNA binding; proteasome binding; polyubiquitin modification-dependent protein binding.